UGCAAGCUGCAAAGUCUGUGUGGGUUUGACAAAAGUUCCAUCGAAAAUAAACAAAAUAAUUAUAAAAGAUUUAAUCAAACUUAUUACUCUGAAAUAAAAAUUUCGGUUCUUAGUGAAUUAGCAAAUCCGUAUUAUGCAGUUCCAAUCGCAUUAUUAAUUAAAUAUACCAGUAAACCAUCACAAGAUAAAAAUGCCAGAGGAAUAUAAUCGAGCUAUCCUGAAGAUGGUGAUUGCACAAAUAUGCCAGAUGAUCGGAUGGCAUUCUAUCAAUUCAACUCCCUUGGAAUUUCUUGUUGAUUUGAUGCAAGAGUAUUUAUUACGAAUAUCAAAACUAACCAAGCAAUAUGCAGAAGUUCUUGGAAGAACGGAAGGCAAUCUCGAUGAUUUAGGUCUGGCAUUCCAACACAUGCACGUGCUCAUCCCUGAGCUUUCUGAAUAUGUUAGAAAUGUUGAUUCCCUUCCGUGCAUUGUCUCGGUACCAAAAUUUCCAGUCCACCGGGAAAAUCAUUUGAAUUUUUUAAAACCUGGCAGUCAAGAAGUUGUUACUAGAUCUGUACACGUUCACGAACACUUACCAGCAAUGUAUCCUGAUACCGAAGAGCCUGCUCCAGUCGAACAGAUCGAAGCUCCACGUCCUUGCCAAGCGGAUUUCAGCCCUACUAGUUCCCAACAGCCGAUGGACGGUGUGAUCGAGACGCCGCUCAAUCAGUCGAAUCAACCAGUUUUCAAGCGUCCAGGAGGUUUACUGCCAUCAGAACACAAUUCGCUCGCAAAACGUCCUAAAAUGUUAGAAGAAGGUCGUCCAUUGCGAGAAAUCCACAGUGUCAUAAUGACAACUUCAGGCUUCCUUUCUCCUGCUCGGGAGGGUAAACUGCCAGAGCCUCGAACACCGCACCCAGCGCGAGCUGAAUCGCCUCCACCUGUGAGUUCAUAUCCCAUGGUUCCGCCAGAGUUGAAGCCAGAGAAGAAACCUAAAAAAGCCAUUAAAAAAGGUCCUGAACACCGUAACAAGCUGGAUAAAGAGAAUAAAAAGAAAAUCCGUGUCAAAGAGUUGUUCAAGCCCGACAACAUAAGCGACAUUAAAACAAAAAAGCUUGCUAAUGCGAAGGAACAUGCAAAACUGCAAUCAUCGAAACCUAGCGGCAGCAAAGGGCAUGCGAGCAGUCCGAGAAACUCUAACAGACCGAGCAGUCCUCAGCUCAAUGCUCAUAAAGAAAACUCUCCAAAAGUACCCAAGGCACCACAGACUAAAAUAAAAACUGAGAGGGUACCAGAAACGACGUCGGUUUCUCUUCCCCUCGAAGAAAAAGAGGAUGUUGUUUACAAAUUGCCUUCCGAACCAGACAAACAAAAACUUAACAUUUUCAAGAAAAUAUCAAAACCGCGUGAAGAAAAAAGUUCUGAUGGCCCUGAACCAUCGAAUAAAUAUAAAGACCUCGAUUCCCGUGAAAGCUCUCCAGGGCUCAUUAUCGACGAAAUCUCUGACAAAGGUGUACAAAGUAUCGAUAUCGAUUCUAAAAGAGACGAGAAAAAAAUCCCAAAAACACCCGAUGUACAUAUCGACGAAGGCGCAGAAACAAACGAUCCGCAAAGCCCACCGUCCGAUGUUUACAUCUUCGGUGACAUGUCUCCACCCGGUACACCGAGCACUCCAAAAACUCCAGAGCUCGAAGUACCUGUUAUGGUUGACAUUAAGAAAAAGAAAAAAGAACGAAAUGUUCGGAAAAAAGAACCCCGUUCCAAGAGUCCUAAACGAAGUAUCAGCCCGAAAAAGGCCAAGACUGCCGUUGACAUCCAAGAAUCUCUACUGUGCGAUAGGCCAAAAACUCCUCAAGCAGUUGAAGCAGAGGCUCACAGGGAGUUGAACAAUCCGCCAACGUUGCCUUUUCCCUUUUUCCCACCAUUUCCAUCAGCACCAGGUCUCAUACCACACCCAAUGGCUCAUUCAAUUUUCCCACGCUAUCCUCUACCUUUGGGCCGAAAUGUUCCAGGAAUUCAUCCUUCGAUGCCGAAUUUGCCAAUAGCUCCACGAUUCCUGACGACGAAUAUUCUGCCGGACGAAUUUUUGCCGCCCAAAACGAAAGGUUCGGAACGCGAGAAAAAACCCGUGACGUUACCUCCCGAAGUAAUUUCUACUCCGAUCGAAUCUACUAAAAACAUGAAAUCUGUGACUGAGAAAAUCCCGAAAUCUAAUAAAAUCGAUAAAGAAAUGUCUCUUCAAGCAACUGCUACUUCAAACAUCAUGCACAACGAUGUUAUUUCGCCUACCAUGCCAGUCACGACCAUCGCUCCGGUGCCAACGUUACCACGACUCAUGACGAAGCCUGAAAAGCCUGACAAAUCAGUCAAAACCAUUAAGAAAACGAAGGACCAUAAAAAGGAAAGAAAAGAUAAGCUUAAGAAGAAAAAAGAGAAGAAAGAAAAACACAAGAUUAAGGAUAAGAGCAAAGGAAAGAAGGGCAAGCUUACCAAACUCAAAGAUAAGAAGGAUAAAAAGGACAAACGAAAGGACAAGGAAGUGAGGAAGGACAACAAAACUACAGAGGCUGUACCUAAAAUUACGUUGAAGCUUGGCCCAGCAUCGCCACGACCUCCUACGCCCGAUAAUACUACGAUGAAAAAAAUCACUAUAAAGCCGCUUAUCAAAAAGCCGGUAGAAGAGAAGAAAAGGGAACCGAGUCCAGAACUGGCGAAAAUUUCGGCUCUGGUGACGAGACCUCCGAAACAAAAAUUAAUGAAAUUCAAAACGGACGUAUACGCGACGAAAGACGAUAUUAUACCGAUCAUGGGGAAUCAUGAUGCAGUUCAGCCUAUUACUGUGGAUCCAAACCGCCAAGUUUGGAUAUGCCCUGCUUGUGGCAACCAAGACGACGGAUCGCCUAUGAUUGGUUGCGACGACUGUGAUGCUUGGUAUCAUUGGGUUUGUGUCGGAGUUCAAGUACCACCAGCUGAUCACGAAGACUGGUAUUGCCGGAAUUGCAUAGCGAAAAAAGAAGAGCUCCAUCACGACAAAAAGAAGAAAAAACGUAAAAGGAAGAUAAAAGCGACAGCUUAAACGAAGGCCGUUCAUGGACAAAAUAGCACUGUUAAUAGUUUAUUUUUUUCUUGAUACACGAAAUUGAAAAUAUGUAAGGAUAGAAUAACACAAAUUUUAAUUAGGAAAGAAAUUCGAUCUUAGUUGCAAGGUAGCUGAUAGCUGCUUAUGCGAAUGAUUCAACUAAGGAAUAAUUAUUGGUUGUUCUCGAUCACUUUGCUUUAUAAUUUAAUCAUCGUUUCGUUUUUAGAAGUGAUAUAUAAUAUAUUGAUACCGUAAAUGUUACGGUGAUGCAUAUGUUUAAUAAAAUAUAUAUUAUUGACCUCA
This is a messenger RNA of Venturia canescens, 3361 nucleotides long. RefSeq names its product TBP-associated factor 3 (gene Taf3). NCBI's taxonomy places the organism in Eukaryota, Metazoa, Arthropoda, Insecta, Hymenoptera, Ichneumonidae. The record is from RefSeq and is a predicted model, not a curated record. Bases 191 to 3055 code for a protein of 954 amino acids. Gene Ontology annotation, cellular component: transcription factor TFIID complex. Gene Ontology annotation, biological process: positive regulation of transcription by RNA polymerase II. Gene Ontology annotation, molecular function: p53 binding; transcription factor binding; protein heterodimerization activity. The transcript is spliced from 11 exons.